Messenger RNA from Bubalus bubalis (water buffalo), 4090 nucleotides. RefSeq names its product GRIP and coiled-coil domain containing 1 (gene GCC1). Bases 284 to 2611 code for a protein of 775 amino acids. NCBI's taxonomy places the organism in Eukaryota, Metazoa, Chordata, Mammalia, Artiodactyla, Bovidae. The record is from RefSeq and is a predicted model, not a curated record. Gene Ontology annotation, cellular component: Golgi apparatus. The transcript is spliced from 2 exons.
CUUCUGGGGCAGUGCGGGCGAGCCCUGGCAGUGUGCUCUUCUCGUGCCAGCGUCGCCCCGCCUCUAGGAUAGGACCCGCCCCCGCCCUCCUGCCUGGGACCUGGCAAGCAUUUCUGCCGGGCUGCCCCGCCGCCCUGCAUCCGGUCUCAAACAGCUGUUUGGAGCGGAUGUGUGGCGGAGGGGGACAGCUAUCUCCCCGUCGCAUACCACCCCCGCUAGCAUCUUCGUGACGCUCUCCCAGGCUGUCCCAACCCUGGCCUGGAGCAACCCGUCCUGAACCCUCAUGGAGAAGUUUGUAAUGAAUUUCGGGGGCGGCCCAAGCAAGAAGGACCUGCUGGAGAUCAUUGAGACUCAGAAGAAGCAGCUCCUCCAGUACCAGACACGUCUCAAGGAUGUAGUCCGUGCCUAUAAAAGUCUGCUGAAGGAGAAAGAGGCGCUGGAGGCCAGCAUUAAGGUACUGUCCGUAUCCCACGAGGCGGAUGUGGGCCUCGCAGGUGUGCAGCCUCAAGGCCUCACCUUUCCUGACUCUGUGGAUGACCGAUGCUCCACUCACAGCGAGGAUAGCACAGGGACCGCCGCCAGCCUGGAUACUGCGGCCAGUCUCACCAGCACCAAGGGUGAGUUCGGGAUAGAAGAUGACAGACUGGCCCGUGGACCACCACCUCCAAAGUUGGAAGAGGCCAGCGGGUCAGAGAGUGGCGUUAGCUGUAGUAGUGGGGACGGACCAUCUGGGGGUGGGGAGGUGGACAAACGACUGCACCAGCUGAAGACUCAGUUGGCUACUUUGACCAGCUCUUUGGCUACGGUCACCCAGGAGAAGUCCCGCAUGGAAGCUUCUUACCUGGUGGACAAAAAGAAGAUGAAGCAGGACUUAGAGGAUGCCAGUAAGAAAGCAGAGGAGGAGAGGGGCCGGCUGGAGGGAGAGCUGAAGGGGCUGCAGGAACAGAUAGCAGAAACCAAAGCCCGGCUUAUCACGCAGCAACACGAUCGGGCCCAAGAGCAGAGUGACCAUGCCUUGAUGCUGCGUGAGCUCCAGAAGCUGCUACAGGAGGAGAGGGCCCAGCGCCAGGACUUGGAGAUUCGGUUGGAAGAGACCCGGGAAGCUCUGGCCGGGCGGGCCUAUGCAGCCGGUCAGAUGGAAGGGUUUGAACUACAGACCAAGCAGCUAACCCGUGAGGUGGAAGAGCUGAAAGGUGAGCUUCAGGCUCUUCGAGAUGAGAAGAAUCAGCCUGACCCCCGGCUGAAGGAGCUUCAAGAAGAGGCUGCCUGCCUUAAGAGCCAUUUCCAGGCUCAGUUGCAGCAGGAAAUGAGGAAGACAGCCGUCGCUGAGGAUCAGCUGCGCCAGCAGUCGCAGUUGGAAGAGCAGAGGGUGGCGGCCCUGGAGAAUCAAAUAUCCCAGGUGUCGGAAUUGCUGGGCACCUACGAGAAGGCCAAGCAGAAGGACCAGCUGGCCAUCCAGAAGCUGAAGGAGCGCAUUCUGCAGCUGGACCUGGAGAACAAAACCCUGGCGCUAGCGGCCUCCAGCCGGUCCCCUCUGGACAGCCAUGGAGAGGAGUCCAGUCUGGAUGUCAAUGUCCUGAAGGACAAGAUGGAGAAGCUGAAGAGGCUGCUGCAGGUGGCGGCCAGGAAGAGCCAGGUGACCCUGGACGUGGAGAAGCUCUGCGACCUGGAGAUAACACCCAGCUCCGAGGCUGCUGAUGGGGAGAAGGCCACGGCGCUCUACUACCAGCAGGAGCUGAAACAGCUGAAGGAGGAAUUUGAGAGGUACAAGAUGCGGGCCCAGGUGGUCCUCAAGAGCAAGAACGUCAAAGACGGGAACCUGGGCAAGGAGCUGGAGGAAGCCCGGGAGCAGCUGGCCGAGCUGAAGGAGAAGUACAUCUCGCUGCGGCUGUCCUGCGAGGAGCUGGAGCGCCAGCAUCAGCAGGAGGCCGAGGGCUGGAAGCAGGAGCUGGCCCGGCUGCAGCAUGGCCACCGGCAGGAGCUGGAGCGGAGCCAGCUGGACUUCCGGGACCGCACACUGAAGCUGGAGGAGGAGCUACACAAGCAGCGGGACCGGGCGCUAGCUGUGCUGGCCGAGAAGGACCUGGAGCUGGAGCAGCUGCGGUCCGUGGCCUUGUCUUCCGGGCUGCCGGGGCGCAGAAGCCCCGUGGGCGGCGCAGGCCCCAGGGACCAGGCCGACACCUCCCCCCCGGACAGCCUGACCCAAGCCCUGCAACUCGCCGCGGUCAGCGAGCCCACUUUCUUCCUGUAUGCCGAGCAGCUGGCCCGCAAGGAGGUGGAGAUCACGUCGCUGAGGAAGCAGAAGCACCGGCUGGAGGUGGAAGUGCAUCGGCUGCGGGACCGGUUGCUGGAGGAGGGGGAGCGGCAUCGGGAGGAGGUGGGAGCCCUGCAGAGCCACAUCGCGAAACACAGCCGGGACCAGAGCCGGGAGGGGGCCAACCUGGAGUACCUCAAGAACAUCAUCUACCGCUUCCUGACCUUGCCGGACACCCUGGGCCGCCAGCAGACGCUCACUGCCAUCCUGACCAUCUUGCACUUCAGUCCAGAGGAGAAGCAAGCGAUCAUGCGGCUCCCAGUUGGUGGUGGUUGGUGGCCCUCUGGCAAGAGAUGAUGCCAUUUUCACUCCUCCGAUUUCUGUGCCUCUUCUGUGAGAAAGGGACAGGCUCUGGUUUCUCCCACCUCUUCUCUUAUGUCACCGUCUUGUUUCUUCACUGUGUUGACCUGGGAGGAAUCCUCAGUGUGGGAUGGGAUCUUCUGUCAAAUGCCUUUAAUGCCAUUUUAUCCUUGGGCCCCAGAGAUACUGAAAGUGUUGGGACAGCAUCUUCUGAUGGCCUGUGCAUGAAGGGAGGAGUGGGGAGAGGUUAGGAUUGAGAGGUGCAAAAGUUGGGAAAGUGAGUGUCUUUUAAAAUAAGGUUUUUUUUUUUUUGGUUUUAAUAUCCUACUCCUAGUGCAGAGCUAGGAGUACCCAUGACUCCAAAGAGAGUUCAGUUAAUUUCUAAACACACACAAGGACCCACUAUUUACUCCAUUUCAUCACAAUCUUGAGUCUGGCCAACUGCUGCCCCAAUUCUCUGGGGACAUAAAUGCAGGCGGGAGAGGGACCAGGAAGUUUGAAAUAGUGACAGAUUGUCCUCUAGUCCAAAGGGCCCAGGGAUAGUGAACUUGGGGAGUUCAUCGUGGAACUGGGAAACUUGAAAUACUUAGGGCAGGGCACGACCUAAUUCCUGUGGUUUGUCUGGACAAACCACACCACUGUGACCAUCCUGGAGAAAGCUGCACACCAGUUGGUUCUUAGGGAUUUCUUAGUGACCUGCUUUUGGCCUGGAUAGGCUUCUAGACCUCUCACACUUGUCCCUCACUGCCUUAACCUGCUGUACAGAGUUGGCUUGAGAUGUGAGUGAGUGAGUUUGCUGUCUAUCCCUCAAUAUUGAACUCCCAUUAAGAAAAAAAAUCUACCUUCUUAGAGAGGUGUCUGAUCAGGAAGCUCUGAUCCUGCCUGGAUACAAAGAAUUAGCUCUGGGGUUUGCAUCCCCCACCCCCCCAACUAGUUGUGUUACAGAGGAUUCCAGAAGGAUGCUGUGACCCUCACAAGAAAGUGGUAGAAAUUCAGCCGAAUAGGGCUGGGGUACUUGCUACACUACGGAUAGCCUCCUGGCUAAACCUCUGCGUCCCUACAGCCAGAAUGUUUGUGCAUUACUGUCAUCAGGGUCCUUUGCCCUCACUUAGGGAGGUCAUAGUGUUUCAGUCCAUAAAACUCAUCUUCCUCAACCGUGUUACUACUAAUGGAGGGACUCAGAAAAGUUGGAUUCAAACAGUAUCAUUUCCUUAUUCUUUGCUUUCCCCCAUCUGCUCUUGCUGGUUGUAGAGAUCUUUGGAUCCUAAAGACGGGUGCUCUGCCACAGACUAAUAUGUAUCUUUCUGUUCUUCAUCAUAGUGAUCUGUGUUGUGAGGGUUUGGGGGUGAUUAAAUAAUCUGAUUGGGAGGCUAGGUGAUCCGGACUAUCUACAGUGAACAGACUUAAUGGAACAGAAGUGAUGUGUUCAAGUGAUGAUAACGAUAACCACAGAAUCAUUAAACUUGAUCAAUUUGA